GAAGAAGAAGAAGAAGAAGAAGAAGAAGAAGAAGAAGAGGAAGAAGCAGCAGCAGCAGAAGAAGAAGCUAACUUCAAAACAAUACGUUGUGGAGCACAUAGUCAAAAUGGUUCCAUCAAAUCUUGGGGAAGAAAUGUCUACUGAAGUAGCGUUACCACCUGAGUGGGAGGACGAUGAACGGAUGAAUUUCCUGUUCUCUGACUUUAAAGAAAACCGAGAUGUCAGCACAACAGAUUGGGACAGUAAAAUGGAUUUCUGGACAUCACUCAUUCUUAAAAUCUGCAGGAGUCGCGGAACCGUCUGUGUUAAUUUGCAGGAGCUGAACAAGAUUUUUCAGAGAAAAGGAAUUAUGCCUUUGGGUUUGGCUACUGUCAUUCAGUGCAUGGCCAGGUGUGGCAAGAUACAAAGAGAGUCAGAGUUUGCCACAAAUGUAGACUGUGGGUGGGUGUCUUGGGGUGUUGGCCUGUUGUUGGUGAAGCCUUUAAAAUGGACCUUUUCAACUCUUAUUGGUAGCAGUGGGGUUACUUUGAAGGAGUUGUUUGUUGUCAUCGAACUGGUAAAGGAGAAGGCAGCAGAAUUGCUUGGUGUCUACCGGAGCUCCCCAGUGGCCAACCACUCUCUCCUGUCCUUCCAGGAGCUCCGUACACUGUCGUCCCAUGUCUGUGUUGACGAGAGUACCUUGUGUAUGGCUCUGCUACAGCUGCAGAGGGAGAAGCAGGUGACAGUAUCACUGCAUGGAGGCGAGAAGAUUGUGAAGUUUUCUCAGCCAGGACAGAAUCAUGUGUCUCCUGUCAGUGAUGUAGACCUAGGCAUCUACCAACUCCAGCGCAGUGAGAGACUGCUUGAAGAGAGGGUGGAUGCAUUGGGGCUAGAGGCAGAGAAGUACAAAGAAGAAGCUAGGGUGUUGCUGCGGGAAGGGAAGAAAUCUCAGGCUCUAAGGUGUUUGAGAAGCCGAAAGAGAGUCGAGAAGAAAGCAGACCACUUAUAUGCCCAGCUGGAAAAUGUGAAGGGAAUCCUAGACAAGAUCGCAAACUCACAGACCGACAAACUAGUGAUACAGGCGUAUCAGGCUGGUGUGUCAGCCCUGCGACUGUCUUUGAAGGAUGUGACAGUAGAAGGAGCUGAGAGCCUUGUGGAUCAAAUCCAAGAGUUGUGUGACACUCAGGAUGAAGUGAACCAAAUUCUGGCUGGUGGAGCACUCAACUCAACGGAUGCAGACACAGACGGACUGGAGGAUGAGCUAAGAUUUUUAUUGGAGAACUCUAAUCUGGAUGAGCCUUCUACGCUACCUGAAGUACCGUCACACCCUCUUUCACCUGUCAGGGAAUCUGGUUCUCUUUGUGAUGAUCUGCUGAGCGCUUUGCCCUCAGUCCCUCAAAACCACUUCAAUAUAACAGGUGAUGAACUGGACAAAGCGCGUAGUUGCAUAACGCUUGCAGAUACAGGUGUUCAACAAAAGAAGACAAAAAUAUCGUACCUCUCCAGUGAAGAGGGCUGAACCUGCACAGUGACAACAGAAAUGAAAUAAGUCAACUGCACUAAUGAUCCCUGACCCUCAAAAUGUGUCUGGGCAUGUGAUCACUUUUUUUUAAAGGGGGUAGAUCAGCUUUAAUAUUGCAGAUUGUAGCUUCCAUCGACGUAAUUGUCAGCAUCCCUUCCAAACCGCCAAAUAUUUUUUUGUGUUUUUGAAAGCAAAAAAUAAUUGUCCCUAUAAAAUAACAUCAAAUUGAUCAGAAAUAUAGUGUAGACAUUGUUAAUGGUCUAAAUGACUAUUGAAGCUGGAAACGGCAGAUUUCUUUAAAUGGAAUAUCU
Oncorhynchus tshawytscha (Chinook salmon) is the source of this 1812-nucleotide messenger RNA. Its product is annotated as charged multivesicular body protein 7. Gene Ontology annotation, cellular component: multivesicular body; ESCRT III complex; cytoplasmic side of plasma membrane. The transcript has 11 exons. Gene Ontology annotation, biological process: vesicle budding from membrane; late endosome to vacuole transport via multivesicular body sorting pathway. Bases 107 to 1498 code for a protein of 463 amino acids. Lineage: Eukaryota; Metazoa; Chordata; Actinopteri; Salmoniformes; Salmonidae. The record is from RefSeq and is a predicted model, not a curated record.